Messenger RNA from Pseudonaja textilis, 2174 nucleotides. RefSeq names its product methyltransferase like 26 (gene METTL26). The record is from RefSeq and is a predicted model, not a curated record. Lineage: Eukaryota; Metazoa; Chordata; Lepidosauria; Squamata; Elapidae.
AGGGAAAGGAAGGUGGGCAGAGGAGCAGCUGCUGCUGCUGCUGUUGGUCCCCGGGGCAUCCGGGCUGGUGGCGGCUCCGGCUUCUUCAGCUUUCCUCCUGCGCGCGUCCCUCGCCUCCUGCGCCCGAUCCCGGCUGGGUUGGGGACGUGGGCUGCGGGGGAGAGCCAUGAACCGAGGCUUCGGCUCGGCGGCGGAUCGCAACAAGGAGCCCAUCCUGGCCGUCCUGCGGGGCUACGUGGGGACCCGGCCGGGCGUGCAAGCGCUGGAGGUGGCCUCGGGCUGCGGGCUGCACGCGGCGCAUUUCGCCCAAGCGCUGCCCAACCUGGAGUGGCAGCCUUCCGACGUGGAUCCCCAAGCCCUGGCGAGCAUCUCAGCGUUUAUCCAAACGCUCCAGCUCUCAAAUGUCAAGCCGCCCAUCUACCUGGACUCCUCCCAGAGCUGGGAGACUUGGGGAGGCCUGCGCCCGAAUUCUUUGGAUCUCAUCGUCAACAUCAACAUGAUUCAUAUCUCAGAAAUGAAGUGCACUCAGGGUUUGUUUCAGGGAGCUGGAAAACUACUCAAACCCAAAGCAGUGAUGAUCACCUAUGGACCCUACGCAGUGAAUGGUUCCAUCACUCCACAGAGCAACGUGGAUUUCGAUUACAGGUUGAGGCAGAGCAAUCCAUCUUGGGGACUCAGGGACGUGGCUGUCCUGCAACAGCUUGCUGAAGCCAACGGGAUGCGGUUGGAAAACAUGGUCGACAUGCCGGCAAAUAACAAGUGCCUCAUUUUCCGCAAACACUAAGUCGCUGGACUGCUGUCUCCACGAAGGAACUUCAUGGACCACUUUGAAAUUCUACGGAAGUCUUCUCCCUUGGCAGGAUUUCUUCUGCUGAGCUCUGCUUCUUGACACAUCCACGAGGAAGUGCUUAUGGGGUAUUGGGACCAAGUGCCAUCAUCAAUUCAUAACUGGGGGAGAAAAAAAACUUUCUGCAAGAAUUGUGGUCCAACAGAGAUGGUUGCUCUUGACUUUCUCUGGUGGACAGAGAGUAUGCUAAUGGCUCUUUGGAGUUGGGGGCUAGAUGCUUGCAUCCUUGGACAAAGGAGAGUUGGAGGACCACUGUUGUUCAUGCAAUGGCUUGGCCAGUGUGGUCAUGCACUUAUCUGCCUUGGGUAUUAAUGCUUUAGAAUCAGUUUUGGCUCCUGGGUUAUGGCACUCGCAUCACAAAUUUAGAGGCACCCCUCCAGCUCAGAAACAGGGUAUGUAAACAUAUCAGGGUACAUUAAACUCAGUUAACCAGACCGUCUCCCUAAUUAAACCUCUGGUUAACCAGCUGCAUGGUAGUUUGGUAGUCCUCCAUAACAAACCCUGCUUGGUGGAUUCGGAACACUGCACAUUGUAACCAAAGUUUGAAAUCCUGGUAUUUCAAAUUCAGGAUGCUUUAAAAAGGUCUGCGGGUUUUGAUUUGGGCAGCAUGGUGAGCCGCAAAUCCUGGUUAAUACACGACGGCUGGGAUUGGGAGGUGGACUGAGCGAUUUUGCUGGUUGUGAUGAGGUUGUGGCUUUGGAGAAAGGUUAUGAGUAGAGGCUUCGGAGUGGCAAUUUGGGAAGAAUGCCUUAAGACAGGGCAACUUGUGGAUUUCAACUCCCAGAAUUCUCCAGCCAACAGAAUUCGGAGAGCUGAAGUCCACAAAUAUUAAAAGUGGCUGAAGUUACAUGCUCUGGCUUUAAGAAGUCUGGAACGUAAUUUUUCCUCCUAAGUUACUAAAAUGUUUGCCGUUUAUUUCAGCGGAAGGGAAAAUCCACGACUCUCUAAUUUGCAUGUAGAAUACUCUCUCCCUCUAGUGGUGAUGUGUGGCAUAUCCAUGUUUCUUUAAUUAUUUGGGUGAUGUGUGAUAACCCUCAAAAAAUAGCCUCGGCUAAAAAUCAAGGUAAUGUCAGCUUACAUCAUCUGUGUUGCAUUUGGGUGCAAAUAAAUAUAACGUUUUGGCAUUCCUACACGAAUAUCCCUUGGUUGUUAUCCAGUUCACUAUCUACAGUGGAGCCAUUUGGAAAGGUAAAUCUGAUAGUGCGUCACCAGGGGGCAGUAUUCGAUCACGUUUGUCUGGGCUCAAAAGCUAAGCAGGGUCUGUCCUGGUUGCAACUUGGAUGGGCCUUCAAAGAACUCUAGGGCUGUAGGGAAACCGUAAAACAGC